Molecule: messenger RNA, 2408 nt
Organism: Paramisgurnus dabryanus
Lineage: Eukaryota; Metazoa; Chordata; Actinopteri; Cypriniformes; Cobitidae
Gene: ntmt2
Product: N-terminal Xaa-Pro-Lys N-methyltransferase
Biological process (GO): N-terminal protein amino acid methylation
Cellular component (GO): cytoplasm
Molecular function (GO): N-terminal protein N-methyltransferase activity
Source: RefSeq, a predicted model, not a curated record
UCUGCAAGGCAGAUAUGUCUUUUGGCUAUCUGUGACACUUGGAUACAGAUCUUCUUCUGGAACAGAGAAGGCACCACCCCUCUUCUGAAGCAAUCUCCUUCUCUUAUUUCUUCACCCCGGGCCCAAAGCAGGUGAUUUUAUAAGCUGGUAGAUUUAAGAACCCUCUUGGGAAGACAACAUUCAGCUCUUCUGGCAAAGGCAGCUCUUCUGCAGAAGAGGUUUUUGGGAUGUCUGAAUCCACAUCAGACAUUAUGGAGUUUAGCGGGACUCAUCAAGCGUUCCGGGACCGCUGGGCGAAGACAGAUGAUGAGAUGUGCAAGCACAGUAUGUCUUUUCACUUGCACAACACCUUGAGGAAGGAGUUUUUCGCCAGCUACCUGUAUCUCCUGGAGCAGAUUCCCCUGGUAAAACUCUAUGCCGUGACUUGUGAGUACAUUAAAGGGGAGAAGCAGUUUUACUACAGGGCACAGAACUUCUACAAAGAUGUCCCAGCAUCCGAAGAGGGCAUGAUGGGAGAUUUCGUGGAGAUAUCGGAGAUUGACCUUGAGGGCUCAAGACAGUUCCUGAAGAAGUUUGUUGGUCCGGGAAAGGCGGGCACCAAGCGUGCGUUAGACUGUGGCUGUGGAAUUGGUCGAGUGUCUAAAGGGGUUUUGUUUCCUGUGUUUGAAUCCAUGGAGAUGGUUGACAUGAUGGAGGAGUUUAUCCUUCACGCUCAUGAAUGUUACCUUGGAGAUUAUGCAGACCGGGUGGAAUCCUACUUCCUUUACAAUCUGCAAGAAUUUAUCCCAGCUCCACAAAGAUACGAUGUCAUCUGGAUGCAGUGGAUCGCCUGUCAUCUUACUGACAAAGACCUGAUGGAGUUUUUAGCUCGUGCUAAAGAAAGUCUGAAGCCCAACGGUGUGAUCAUUAUUAAGGAUAACAUGGCACGACAGGGCUGCAAGCUGGAUCCCAUCGACAGCAGCAUUAUUCGCCACCUGGACAUCAUGAAGAAUAUCAUUCAGGCCGCAGGUCUCACCAUACUGGACGUGGAGAAACAGGAAGGGUUUCCUGAGGUCAUCGUACCUGUAUGGAUGAUUGCCAUGCGCUGACCCACCGAAUGAUUAGGUGGUUUAAAGUAACAGGUUUUGAGUAUUUAUUCUCAAUGCUUUUAAAUGCACUUAGUCUACAUUCUAUUUUUUAAAUGCACAUUUAAUUCCACUUAGCUUCCAUUUACCAGCUAAUAUGUAAAAAACUAUUAACUUAUUUUCGAUCUAUGAAAUUCUGUGUUUUUUGGAAACCCCUUUAGUAUUCAAACUACUACACUGAAAAAAUGAUUCAUUAAAUUUGCUCAAAAAUUUUAAGGUAAGUAUUAGCAUGCAAAUAAAUUAUCUAAUUUUAGAUAUAUGGAUUUAGUUGAACUUACUCAAUUGUUUUUUUUUCGUGCCUUAAAUUGAGGGUAAAAAUAAGAGAAUUCACCAAUGCUACUAUUUUCUAAUCAUGUUACUGUUAGUUUUACUUAAAUCUAGAAAUAUUAUUAUAAUACAGCAACAGCACACAUUAGCUAUAACACUCAAUUGAAACAGAAGCUGAUUAUAAUAAUGUUAAUGCUUUCUAAUCAAUGCAUUUACACUUUCAGGGUAAUGCUUUGCUUUCUGAUCAAAACAACACUAAAUAACUGAUAAAUGUCAAUGAGUAAUGGUAACCAUUUAAAAACCCAACAACAAAACAGAAACUCUUUCAAAUACUAAUAUAACAACAUACUAAACAUUAAUAAGUCUCCCUCUUUUAUUAUUUUAAUUAAAAAUAAAUAAAAUAACCCUUUAUUUUGAUAUUUACUCUCAUGCUGGGAAUUGGAAAUCCCAGCACAGUUUUAGCAAUAUUUCUUCUUUAUUACAACACAAAUUAUUCAUGUAGUCCCAACUUAAACAGGCCAAUUACACAUAGGUUGAUUUAAAACACAAUAUGCCUAGAAACCAUGCAAUAUAUUUCAAUUCAAUGAUAUUCUAAUGGAUUAAAUGAGCACAUUUUAAUUAUGUUAAAUUUAAUUAGGGUCAGAAUCAUUUUUUUCAUUGUAGAAUUUGUGUGAAACUAUAUACACUAUAUAUAACUUAAAAUGCAAGUUUGUUUUAAACCAUUGUUGGGUCCAUUUAACCAUUUUUUGACUCAACGCUGAGUUGAAAAUAACCCAACAUUUUUUUUAUAGUGUAUAUCUUCCAAAAAACAAAGAGGUGUAAAUAAUUAUAUUUGCAUUUUCAAUAUCUAUAUUUAUUUUUACAUUUAGUUUCACAAAGUAAAGCUAUUUAUUCUUUUUUUUUUUUUUUACAAAAAACAUUGCUUUUGUCUAAUAUAAAUAAAAGUUUGAUGUGUAAUACUUUGUUAUUUAGUUUGCUGUAGUAAUAGUUUUGGCUAAUAAAUGAAAACUCACCAAC